AUGGCCACCGCCGGGCUUCUGGCCAAGCUCUCCGAAAUCCAGGAGCAGCAGACGACGUCUUCUUCCCACAUACAGCGUCUUCGAGACCAGCACCGCGAGUGGCAGCGUUCCGUGGAUGAGCUUCUCGCGGACCUUCGGAGGGAAGCAGAGGGCGCUCCACUGCUGCCAGCUCCCCCAGUUCAGGAGGCUCCUUCUCCUUCGAAACAGGGGGACACGGUCAGGGAACCCACAUCAAACGAAGACGAGGAAGGAGACGAGCCAAACAGGGCAUCCAUCUCCUUCAGCAGAAGAUCAAUGAGCACGGAGUCCCUGUUGAGGUCGCGGAACACCGUUGCCCAGAACUUCCCGGCGGGGCCACUGCGCAAGCUCGUCACCGAGGUCUUGAACGACAGCAAGGCAGCCCCCAAAGAGCUCUCCUGGCUGGGCCGCCUCCGCGCAAAGGCAGCUGCUCUCGUCCAGUCCUCGUGGUUUGAGUUCGGCGCCGGGGUGAUCAUCCUCCUGAACCUGGUCACCAUCGGCAUCGAAGCUCAGCUCUCCUUGCACAGCGGCGAGACCUACAACGGCAACUUCUGGCCAGGAGGUGUGGAGAGGAUCUUCCUCGCAAUCUACAGCAUCGAGGCGCUGCUGCGUUUGGUCGCCGGCGGCCUGAUGAUCUUCCUCGACCUCUGGUUCCUGUUGGAUGUGGCCCUGGUCAUCGUCGGAUUGCUUGCGCUACUGAUUGUGCCCGCAGUCGCUGGCAACUCUGGGGAUAUCGAUGGCUUCGAGAGACUGCUCGUCGUACGAGGCCUGCGCUUGUUUCGACUCGUCCGAGCCUGGCGGAUGCUGCGGCACUUCAAGAUUGUGUGGCGGCUGAUCUACGGGCUGAUGAAUGCGGGGCAGACGAUCAUCUCCACUACUAUGUUGAUCAUGGUCUCCUUGUUCAUAUUCGCGUGCGUCGCGGUGGAGGUCAUCGCAAAGGAUGACUACUUGGCUCGUGCUGAGGCUACCGCCGAGAUCGUUGAGAAGCAGUUCUUCGGCCUUAAUCGGGCGAUGGUGACCCUGAUGCAGUUCGUAACGCUCGACAACCUCUCGGAUGUGUAUUACCCGCUCAUCAUGGCAAGACCUUGGCUGUGUUUGUACUUCUUCCCUAUUCUGGUCUUCAUCUCCAUUGGCUUGAUGAAUUUGGUCACGGCAGCUUUGGUGGAAAACGCCAUGCAAACGGCAGCACACGAAGCUGAAGAGGAACGCCUGAAGUUGAAGAAGAGGGUGCGGGGUGCCUUACCGUCGCUUAUCGAGAUCUUUCACGCCUUAGACACGGACCGCAGCGGGCUUCUGACGCAUGAGGAGGUGGUAAACGUCCCGUUAGAUGUCCUGCCUCCAAGGGUCCUUGAUGCCAUCUAUGUGGAAAGCAUGGCAGACAUCUUUGACUACCUGGAUGUGGAUGGAACGGGGCAGCUUUCGCAAAUGGAGUUUGUCGAGGGACUGCUGAAUCUUUGCUUGAUGGACAUGCCCAUCUCCACCAUCCAGUCGCUGAAGCUUCUGCAGUUGAUCCGUGGCUUGUUGGGCAAAGUCGACAAGGAGGUAACGUCGCUAAAGGAACACGUUCAAGCAAUCGGUCAGGCGGGUCACGUAGAGCUCGUCUGA
This is a messenger RNA of Symbiodinium sp. CCMP2592, 1623 nucleotides long. The record is from the annotation of a GenBank genome assembly. Lineage: Eukaryota; Dinophyceae; Suessiales; Symbiodiniaceae.